AAUCGUUGAAAAAGCUGGUUAAUUUUAGGCAGCCGCUGCAUGCAAAACAUGCCAUGAAUAGGUAUAUAUAAGAUGAGACUACGCGCCGGAGGCUCCGCCGUUGCGCUCCGCUCGAUCCGUCGCGUCCUGUUGUCCGUGGCCAACCCUUCACCUCUCAUCCCGGGGAAAAUUUGGCCCCACAAACUCUAGCGCGACGGAUCACAAGCGAGGGCAAAAUUUUCUAGGCGACUCCGGCUGAAGGGAACUGCGGUAUCAUGUCGGACGACACCGGCCGCACUCUACCCAAGUUCGGCGAAUGGGACGUCAACAACCCGGCCUCCGCCGACGGGUUCACGGUUAUCUUCAGCAAAGCCAGGGAUGAGAAGAAAGCCCCCCCGGCCAAAGGCCAAGGAGGCCACAUCAGCAACAGGUCGGCGGACAUGAAGGACUCCAGGGCCGACAAGGUGACCUCCUACAACUCCAGGAACAACGCAUCGAAGAAAUGGUUCUGCUGCGUCUCGCCCAGUCCCACACAAUCCUGAGGAAGCUAAUGAGCCGUGCAAUGCAGAACGAAGAGGAAUGCAAUGCUGCAGCUUGGUGUCAUUCUGUGAUGGCUAUGUGUAGCUCUGUUGCUGGCAGGCUGCCCAUGAGCUCUUCAGAUUCGGGUCCUGCCAGCCAGUGACACGUGCUCUAUGUGUAGCCGUUUCAUCAUAUAAGAAAUUACUCUGAUGAGUAAUGCUUAUGGCGUUCUAUUAAUUUUGGUUUGAUGUCUCGGCUUUCUAGCUUGUGUUUAACUACGAACUUCACGAUUGCCAAAGGUUGUAAGUGCCAUAGCUGUGCAAUCGAAGCAACCUCGGAAGCCUCAAAA
Messenger RNA from Panicum virgatum (switchgrass), 847 nucleotides. RefSeq names its product protein NOI4-like. The transcript is spliced from 3 exons. NCBI's taxonomy places the organism in Eukaryota, Viridiplantae, Streptophyta, Magnoliopsida, Poales, Poaceae. The record is from RefSeq and is a predicted model, not a curated record. The coding region runs from base 255 to 521 and encodes 88 amino acids.